CGUCUCACGGGCAUUGCAGCGUAAGCUUUCCGCGGAUGUGGCGCGGUAUCAGCAGACCAUGUCCUAGUAUGGUUGUGGUAUAAAAUAGUGUCCAAGCACACUAGCGGUUUGUCAGGAUGACUUCAGAUGAUGCAUCUAAACGUGUGUACAAUGAGAGAGAAGCUCUACGACUAUGGAGCUUCGUUUCGGAGGUCGACUGGACGGAGCGGUGGAUCGUGGCCCUGUUAGUAUUCCAUGUGACCAUGUUCGCGGUCGCAGUACUGGCAAGGCGGAGGCUGAACAUGCAGUUUGCCAUCUUCGUAAUCCUAUUGUCCUUGGUGUACUUCUCAGAAGAUAUCAACACUUUUGCUGCCCAAAAUUGGAGGGCGUUCUCAAAUCAGCAGUAUUUUGACAGCCAGGGAAUGUUUGUAUCUAUCGUAUUUUCUAUGCCCAUACUUCUCAACUGCCUGCUUAUCGUGUGUAACUGGCUGUGGCGCACGAACGGCGCGCUCAGCCAGGUGAUGCGCCAGGAUCUCACCAACAAGCGGCGGGAGGGCAGCGCCAAGAAGGACGAGUGAGCCGGGGAGGGUCGCGUCGCGGCUUGCCGACGCCCGCGGCCUUUGCAAGGAUCACACUGCCGACGCGGGGCGGGGACGGGAAGGGUGGGCGCCAAGCUGCUGGCACUGUGCCGGCAUCCUGGAUGGGACGUGCUCGUGGCUAAAUCAGCUGGAUUGCUGUGAGGUUCAGGUAGAAAUUGUAAGCUGGCCAUCCCCAGCUUGUGACGAUGUGUGUUGUGUUGAUGACUGAAGCUGGCCGUGUAAAUGUUACUCAUCGGUAUCCGUUUGCCGCCUUCAUCUAGACGUCGUGCACGGGAUGUUGUGAUAUUUCCCCGGCAUAACGAAUAGUGCUAUGGCGCUCCGAACAUCGACAAUAUUUCCGCCGAUAUGUACAUAACUGUGUGCUGAAAACAGGCCCAGUGCCAUGUUGACCAUUUGUGCUGUAACGGGUUUGCGUGUUUUUGAGUGCAGUUCGGGGGAUAAACGUAUGCUGCAGAAAGGUUAACACAAACGUGAAGAUGAUUUUAUGCUGUAACGGGGCUAUUUACAAACAUUGUUUUGCGAGGUGACGGCUGAAAACUUUUACGCUCAGACGGAGCGAGUGCGCGCGCAUUAGCGUUGUUGAUACAGCAUGUUAUAUCCUGCCGUUGUAAUGAACCAUGGGAGUUUAUGCCUGACUUGCAGGAAUAUUCUUUUAUUAUAAUCGGUCAGGACGUCCCCGGCCGGACCGUUUAGAAGCCAAUGUUGUUGAGAUAGCACGAUGCAUUCUAAAAUGGUCACUCGGUGGUUUGCGACACACACAACAGACCCCAGCAGAUCGACUUGUUGCUACUUCUUCAGAAAUCCGUCGGCUCUUUUCGUUUUUUAUAUCAUCGUUCAGAAUCUCCGUGAGAAAAACCCAUUCCGAAUCGACCCGGAUUUACCAACCCAGUAGAGAAAUUUCUGCUAAACGGACGAUUUUCAAAACAUUUUGGAGUGACGUGCUAUUCCGUGACACGGUCGGCCGCCGCUCGGCUGAGCCGUCCUGGUCACCACAGCACAGCGUGCACAACGGCGAGGCACA
Messenger RNA from Pollicipes pollicipes, 1599 nucleotides. RefSeq names its product transmembrane protein 18. Bases 117 to 557 code for a protein of 146 amino acids. The transcript has 5 exons. The record is from RefSeq and is a predicted model, not a curated record. Gene Ontology annotation, cellular component: nuclear membrane. Lineage: Eukaryota; Metazoa; Arthropoda; Thecostraca; Pollicipedomorpha; Pollicipedidae.